CAGGUUGAACGUGUGGAGCCAGUAGUGUGGAGGUGAUGCCUGAUGGUUCGAUGGUCUGUUGGCCUCCUAGUGGCCGUAUGGUUACUGUUGGACACUACAACAGCAGGAUUCUCUUGUCUCAGCAACCCUUGCUUGUAUGGAAUCUGCAUGGAUGACCUUAAUAGCUCGUUCACCUGUUACUGCAUAGACGGCUACACGGGGGCUCACUGUCAGACCAACUGGGACGAGUGUUGGUCUUCUCCCUGUCUCAACGGGGGAGUGUGUCACGAUGGAGUCGCUACCUACAACUGCACCUGUCCUGAGGGCUUUGUGGGGGAAAUGUGUGAGGAGAACUUGGACGAGUGUAGUUCCAACCCCUGCUACAACAAUGCCACCUGCCUGGACGCUGCUAAUGGCUACUCCUGCCAGUGUGCCCCUGGAUACUCUGGCACACAUUGCGAGGUGGACAUAGCAGUGUGUAACAGUACAGAAGAUGUUCGGUGUCAUAACGGGGGUGUUUGUGUCGAAGGACCCGGAAUUUCCUUCUCUUGCUUCUGUACUCCUGGUUGGACCGGAAGACUCUGCGAGGUGGCAAUAGACGAGUGUUCGUCAAGUCCGUGUCAAAACGGCGCCGUCUGCAUAGAUCUGCACGCGUCUUACUCUUGUGCCUGCUUGUUUGGUUUCACUGGAAAGGACUGUGACCUUGUAUUGUCCAUGUGUCCGGCCAACCCUUGUGAGAAUGAAGCCCUGUGUCUGGUAGAAGACGACACCAGUGUCUGCUACUGUGUUCCAGAUUACCACGGGGACCGUUGUCAGUAUCAGUAUGACGAGUGCCUUCUAGGACCUGGGUGCAAAAAUGGUGGAACUUGUAUCGACGGAGUUGACAGUUUUUCAUGCUCUUGCCCCCCUGAUUUGACCGGUCAGUUUUGCGAAUGUCUGAUGUUGAACGACUCAACCCUGGAUUGCUCGUACGUCCGACCCUCGACAACAGCGCUUCCAACCACCACUCCGUCUUCAACAUCGACCUCUCUUGUGCCAACCACCCAAGUAUUUAUCACUACUACUGAGUUUUUCACCACUUUUUUAGAAACAGAAUCACAAACUUCAACAACGGAUGAAACGACAGAACAAUCAACAGUGGCACCAGAAGAAAGUACAUCUACUUCAACAGUGAGCGAAACAGAGACAGAAACACCUUCGACAAUCACUGAUGAGGUAGUGACUGAAACAACAAUCACAAGUGGGAUUUUAGAGAUUUCCUCAGGAGCUUCUACCACUGAAGAUAGUGAAACAACGAUUUUCAGUGCAGAUACUACAGUGUCUACUGUUGAGGACACGUCGGAACCAUUUCUGGUUGAUACGGUUACACCAAGAACAACGAUAAUUGUAACAACAGAGGAUGUAAUCGACACAGUGUCAUCGACUGAAGCUUCGUCCGAGUUGCCCAACAGCACGGUCUACCUCACUACUGAGCCUUCAGAACCUGCAGACACCACGGUAGCCUACGACUGCAGCAGAAUCCCUUGCCUCAAUGGAGGAACUUGCUUCUACUCCCCAAGUGGACCAAGGUGCAGAUGCAGGCAAGGCUGGGCAGGAACUAGGUGUGAUGUUCAGGAGGACAUUGACGAUGCAGCCUUCACGGGACACUCCUACCUGGCCCACAGAUUGGCCAACACAAGCGGUUCUACUGUCAACGUAGUGCUUCGCACCCUGGCUCCUACUGGGCUACUUAUUUACGCCAGAACUACUCCAUAUAUCUACAUGGCUGUCUACCUACACAAUGGACUGCUUAAGUUUGUGUUCACUUGCGGCAUCCAGACAAUGUUGUUCAGUGAGCUCCACGAGUACGUUAACACUGGGUUCAAACUCAGCAUUAGUGCAAUGCUGGAAGUAGAAGGAGCGAUCGGGGAUCAGCAUUGCUCUGCUUCAUUGGCAGUCAACGAUAGUUUGGUAAUGAGCGGCGAACAGCGAGCGUUGAGUGGCCGAGCGGUCAACUGGAGCGUUCACCAACCUACGCUCUACCUUGGAGGAGUUCCUCCACACACUACAUCCCUUGAUAUACCUGUUACACAAGGCAUCACUGGCUGUAUGACAGCACUACAGGUAGAUGGAGAGAGUCGCAAGAUAUACUCUGAUGCAGUCGACAUGUUGGAGGUUUCCAAAUGUUCGUCACUCGCCUGUCUCUCCAAUCCUUGCCGCAGCUCCUCUACUUGUAUUGAGAUGGGCGACUCUUGGACAUGUUUAUGUCCCUCAGGAUACUUGGGGCCUAGGUGUGAGCAAUCAGUAUGUUUGACAAAUCCCUGUCGCUAUGGCGGCACCUGCGCUCCUUACCCUGGCAGCGGGUUCAUCUGUCUCUGUCCAUUUGGCAAACACGGACUGUUUUGUCAAAAAGAUUUGGAGAUUGGCCAUCCAUUGUAUACAUCCUCAGUGAGAGGUUUGGCGUCAUUCUCCGCAUAUCCAGUCCCAGGAGCAAUGCAACACAACUUUGAGUUUAGGUUUCGUUUCGUAACCCAGUCUAUGGAUCAAGUGGCUCUGCUGUUGUUUGUCGGCCAAGAACACGACCAUGACUCCUCAUCAGACCAUCUAGCUGUCAGUUACAUCAAGGGAUACAUCGUCCUGACGUGGAAUCUAGGCUCAGGUCCGAGACGUAUCUUCACUCCCAGAGCUGUAGUCAACAAGGCCGGAGCCGUCCACAUGGUCAAGCUAGGCCGUAGCGGACGACAGGCCUGGCUACAGGUAGACAACCUCGACAACGUCACUGGCACAUCGCCCGGUCACAUGACUGAGCUCAACACAAGAUCUGUUGUAUACAUUGGAGGUCACAAGUUUGUUAACUUCACUGGCCUGCCGCACGACCUUCCACUGCACACAGGGUUCACGGGUUGUAUUUACGGGGUGGAGUUCCGUGCGGGACGAGUCAGCGUGAGUGUGGGACAAGUGCGGUCCCAAGCCAUUGUGGGACGGAACGUGGGACAGUGUGGGACCUCCCAUUGUCACAAUACUACUUGUCUUAACGGAGGAGCCUGCCUAGACCAGGGUGCAACGUUCACAUGCCUGUGUAAGGACGGGUGGUUUGGUCCGGUGUGUGCUCUGCGCUACAAUCCUUGCGAUGUCAGCAAACACAACUGCUCUAACGGAGCUACCUGUGUUCCUCUAGAAACAAGUUACCAGUGUGACUGCCCCUUCGGCCACACUGGCCAGUUUUGUGAGAAAGAAGAAACGCCCACGGAUAUCAGCUUCACGGGACGUCGUUCGUAUCUAUCCAUCCCACCAGCUGAUUUACAUCAGUAUCAGAUGUGUAUAGAGUUUGAACUACGCCCGUCCCAGGACCGAGGACUCGUGCUCUUUACAGGACAUCCCCACAGCACAACGUUCCUAUCUAUAGCCAUGCAUGGUGGCAUACUGGAGCUGCGUCUCAAAACUAUUGGAGGCCAAAGGAAGGAUGGAGAGGUACUGGUGGUGCGCAGUGGACGAGUGUUAUCUCUUGCAACGUGGCACUUAGUGCGCGCAGGUCGCUAUGGUAACCGGGUGUUCCUCUACGUGGAUGGAGCAGUCACUACUGCAUCUCUUCAGCAAGGGGAAGCUUUGCUGACUACUGACCAUCCAAUUUUUCUUGGAGGAGUGCCAGACUUAUCGCAGCUACCGUCAGGUGCCGUGGUUGGGUUGCCAGUGCCGCUGACUGGCUGUGUCCGCCGUGUGGUACUGAACUGGCGACCUGUAGCACUCGUAGAGUCAACUGUGUUGUCGGCCCGAAAUGUAGAUGACUGUGACGGAACGGCGUGUGGAGGGGAUGUGUGUCUGCACGGUGGUACUUGUUGGCUUGACACAUCACUCAAGCCUCACUGUACUUGCACUCAGGAGUAUGCUGGGGAAAGGUGUGAGUCCCUAGUCUCCUGCCUUGACCUUCCCUGUGAAAAUGGAGGACUAUGCAUCAAGAACCCAGGCAGCAAACCUAACUGCCAGUGUCCUAUUGGUUGGGAGGGACCAUUCUGUUCUCAAGCUCUGCCCAAGGGCUCCCCUCACUUUAGUGGAGACAGCUACCUAAUGCUGGCCCCAACUAGCAGCCCCAUCAAGCGAGGCCAGGACAGCCGAGGCCAACGACAGAAGGACAUUGACUUCUUGUUUAUAAACUUUUCUACUGCCCAUCCUGACGGGGUCAUGCUGUGGACUGCCCAGCAAAAAGAGUUUUUGGGAGUGGGGUUGGAAGAUGGACGCCUGAAAGUGACUUGGUCAUGGGAAGACAUGGAGGCUAGCGUAGCAACAAUAGCAACUCCUGUGGUGUCUGACGGUAACUGGCAUGACAUCACGAUCAGCAUGACUCAUGACAAUGUAACCAUCUGGUGUGACAGAGGCGACCCUCUCACCUACCCUAACACAGGACAUCGUCCUGUAACUACUGACGGAGUCAUGCACUUGGGUGGAUUUCCCAAUAAGAGAUCAACACUUGAGGAAACCUUCGGUGCAUUCAAAGAAAUGUUUCAAGGUUGCAUCAGAGAAGUAUCCUGGAGUCACCAGUCCAGCAUUACUGACUUUACCAAGUAUAAAGGGGAAAAUAUUGAUAGUUGUCCAAUUAUAUAAACUCAAACAAGCUUGGCCUACA
Molecule: messenger RNA, 4579 nt
Organism: Macrosteles quadrilineatus (aster leafhopper)
Lineage: Eukaryota; Metazoa; Arthropoda; Insecta; Hemiptera; Cicadellidae
Gene: eys
Product: protein eyes shut
Exons: 24
Coding region: 43-4557 (1504 amino acids)
Biological process (GO): heterophilic cell-cell adhesion; establishment or maintenance of epithelial cell apical/basal polarity
Cellular component (GO): plasma membrane; protein-containing complex
Molecular function (GO): calcium ion binding
Source: RefSeq, a predicted model, not a curated record